AUGCUUUCUUUCAUCAAUACUGCUCUCAUCCAUACUUUCCGCUACAAACUCCCGCUGCUGAAAAUGCCAUUCUACCACUUUCAUAGUUUCGUUUCUGGAGCUUUUAUCAUGUCCACCGAGCUUUUUAUUGGAAGUCUUCCAGUGCGAUUUUAUCACUUCAUCUACUCCAUUCUGGUGUUGCUGAUUUAUUGCUUGACUCAGUUUGCCCUCGAUCCUCAAAAUUUGCACCUCUUUCCAUUAUGGGAUGAAACAAGGCUUUUAUCUUCAAGCAGAAAUAAGCUCAAAGAAUCGAUUUUGACUGGAAUUUUUCUUGGUCUUUUUGUCCAUUUGUUUCUUUUUUCCCUAUCUGCGGUCAAGUGGCUAUACUGGCUGAACCCAACGAGUUUUGUGAAGAAUGAAUACCGAGUGGUCGUUAAAACACGUGAUCUUCAACAAGAAAAAAUGAUUUCCGAUCCAAAGGCAAAACUGAAGUACAUCAGCCGAGUCGCUGGAAUGCUCGCAAGCGCAGACAAGCAGCUUGAAUCGCUGAGAAGACAAUCAAGAACCUCUUUAUCCACGAAGCUUUCCGAACUAACAGAACAACUGAAAGCGAUGUCACGACCACAGACUCGCCAGAAAUCGCAAUCUGCGGAACACCCAAGCGAUGAGUAUUUAGGCAUUGAAAAUCGAAAUUACACGAUGUAA
Oikopleura dioica is the source of this 684-nucleotide messenger RNA. NCBI's taxonomy places the organism in Eukaryota, Metazoa, Chordata, Appendicularia, Copelata, Oikopleuridae. The record is from the annotation of a GenBank genome assembly.